ACAUUCUCCGUUCCGGAUUCCGUCCUCGCAUCGAGACCAGGAACUCGCAUGGCUGAUUUAGAGGAGGAAUUGAGGGCACUUGUAAAGUUGCCUCACUGUUUUUUGUAUACCACUUAUUAUCUAUGCACAGGGAGUAGGUGGUGCUAGUUCUGCAGGAGGAGUACCCUCAACUCGAGCAGAAGACUAUUCCAAUUUCGGUGGCUUGGAGCAGGCAUGGGCUCUAAAGGCCAUCCAUUACGCCGAGACUCAUUUCAAGCUGCUCCAGAAUGUGGACGCAGCCAGCCUGACUCUAACCAGACAAGAUGAGGACCUGUAUCAGGAAUUCCAAAAGAAAUUUAAGGGGUUGCAGGUCGAUAAGAUCAGUCAAGAUGACUUGAAAUCACCAGAGGCGAAAGAGAGGUGGAGAAGUUUCUGCAAAGACUUUGAAGGAAUUGUCAAAGACUACAACUACGGGACCCUACUGAGAUUGGACUCCUCUCAGGACUACAGCAAAGAGAAUACUAUAUUGGGUGCAGACCCUCAAUUAUUGUAGCAAUUGUUUACCUUUUUUCAUUUUUCAGUUCCUCGAGUACAGUUUCUGGCGGUGGAGAUUUCAAGGAAUAGACUGGGGCUCAAUUCUGUGCACUUUUCCCCACAAAGCUAGCUAGGGCUGUGUAUUUUAGCAGAGGUGUGUUUACUGUGCGCAUGUUGAUGCUUGCCCUCACUAAGUCUGAAUGAGUGAAUGUGUGUGGGUGUCUUGCGUGGGAAUAGCUGUUUCUCGAUCUAAUGCUCUUGGAGUUCAUAACUAGCAAGGCCGGUUCCGUGCAUAUCAAGUUGUUGAAAAUGUCCGUGUGUGCUGGCAAGAGUACUCUCCUUCCUCGACUACUUUGGCUGCUGCUGCUGCUCUGUGCAAAUGUACAAGCCCAUGGAGACAUAGCUGUAACUGCAGAUGAUCUGUUCACCUCUGCUAAAGGAUGGCUGGUUAUAAUUACUGUUCUCGUGGGCUGUGUUGUUGCAGUCCUCCUGUGUAUCCUCACCAUCUGCUGUUGGUACAACCACUGCAAAGUGGCAGAACUGCAGCAUAUGCCUGGCAAGGAACACAAGGAGGGAGGCGUGAAGCUGACAAUGGUUGAGAAAACCGAAGAUGGUGGAGGAGAGGAGGGAAAUGGUGAGGGCGGUGAAUCAAAAGUCACAACAGUUCAGGUGGAACUCGAGGCGGAAAACACGUUAUCGACAUUUGGUCACUCUACUGAUGAGAAGAAAGAGAGUUCCAAAGACCAAGCAAAGGGUGCUAGCAGUGAACAAAGCAAGAAGAACCAAGGGACAGAGGAGUCUGAGAAAGAUGACCAGACUAAGACUGGAGAUGAAAACAAGCAAAAAGUAGAGGCUGCAGAGGGCCAAGGUGGUGCCAGUGUACCGCAGGCAAUACCAGUCCCCCCUCCCCCUCCAAUUAUGCUCGACUUGUCCCCUGCCAUUUUGAAACAAAAAUCGGCUUCAUCUGAACCUGGUACAACUGCUGUCAACACUACUAAAGAGAAACCAGUCAAGGAGAGCAGUGCCCCUUCCAUUAUGCUUGAAUUGUCUCGUGCAAUUUUGAAACCAAGACUUGUCUCAACUGGAGCUAGUGGUGAAGCAGAGAACAAGGCUACUAAAGAGACUCCGACCAGUGAAGCAAAAGCCACCACGGAUGAAAAGUCAGAUAGUCCCGAAGAGAAGAAAUCGGAAGUUGUGCUAUCGCUGGAGCCCACAGAACAAGACGCUGAGAUUCCUCAGGAGAAGGCGUUCAUGAAUUUUGUGGACAUUGACUCGGCACUGGGUCAAGCUCUGAAAGACUUGGGAGACUUUUAGCUUUGACAACACACACACACAUGUAGUCACACAUAGCCAAGAAACAUGAAGUACCUAUAGAUUAUGCACAGCACGUGUAGUGUGUCGAUUUACAAGAGUGUUUGACAUCUAACAAAGAAA
Molecule: messenger RNA, 1947 nt
Organism: Geodia barretti
Lineage: Eukaryota; Metazoa; Porifera; Demospongiae; Tetractinellida; Geodiidae
Source: the annotation of a GenBank genome assembly